Lodderomyces theae is the source of this 921-nucleotide messenger RNA. RefSeq names its product prohibitin subunit (gene PHB2). Gene Ontology annotation, biological process: mitochondrion organization. The coding region runs from base 1 to 921 and encodes 306 amino acids. NCBI's taxonomy places the organism in Eukaryota, Fungi, Ascomycota, Pichiomycetes, Serinales, Debaryomycetaceae. The transcript has a single exon. Gene Ontology annotation, cellular component: membrane; mitochondrion. The record is from RefSeq and is a predicted model, not a curated record.
AUGAACGAUCAGAAUUGGAAGACGUUGUCCAACGAGUUGAGGCGUAGGGCUCAGCAGGCUCGUCAAUCGGGUGGAGGAAAGGGCCCAAGAAAUCCAUUGGCCAUCUUUGGUGGGAUCGGAGGUCUUUUGGCAUUGGGUGGAGUUGCCUUGCUUGCUGAAAAUGCAUUGUUUAACGUAGAUGGUGGUCAGCGUGCUAUAUUGUAUUCGAGGAUUGGUGGAGUGCAACAAAAGAUCUACCCUGAAGGUACACACUUUGUGGUUCCUUGGUUUCAAAGACCUAUCAUUUACGACGUUAGAGCAAAGCCAAAGGAGAUUGCAUCAUUGACGGGUACGAAAGAUUUACAAAUGGUGAACAUUACUUGCAGGGUAUUGUAUAAACCAGACAUUUUUGAAUUGCCAACCAUUUUCAGGACGUUGGGUACAAACUACGAGGAACGAGUUUUGCCUUCAAUUGUCAAUGAGGUAUUAAAGUCAGUCGUUGCUCAAUUUAAUGCAUCACAGUUGAUUACUCAAAGAGAAAAAGUCUCGAGGUUAGUCAAGGAAAACUUGUUGCGUCGUGCCUCCAAAUUCCACAUUGCAUUGGAUGAUGUAUCUUUAACCUACAUGACAUUUUCACCCGAGUUUAGUGCCGCUGUUGAAGCCAAGCAAAUUGCUCAGCAGGAUGCACAGAGAGCAGCGUUUAUUGUCGACAAGGCCAUCCAAGAGAAGCAACAGCUAGUUGUUAAAGCUCAAGGUGAAGCCAAGUCAGCCGAAUUGAUUGGUGAAGCCAUCAAAAAGUCUAAAGAUUAUGUUGAAUUGAAGAGGUUGGAUACAGCUAGAGAAAUUGCCAAUAUCUUGGCCUCAUCUCCAAACAGAAUUAUUUUGGACAAUGACACUUUAUUGUUGAAUACUGUUGCUGACAGUCGUAACAAUAGAAAGUAA